GCAAAGUAUGCUCAGUGCGAUAGCCUUUAAGGAGCCCUCAGACAAAACACAAGCAGCUGUGAGGUGUCACACUCUCUCUUGACAUCCACGACUAUAAAGGCUCUUGAAACCAAAGCAGCUUUUGUCCAGGGGCACUAAUCAUCAGUUACCUCCUCAGCUCUGCGGAUAUUUCAGGGGCACAAAACCACUGACUUAAGGACAAGCUUUGACUGGAGCGAGGACUUGGAAAUUAAAAGAAGGUCUUUUAUUUGAAAUAAGAUGGCACUUCGGCAGAACUCUGACAAGGAGCCGAGCAUUGAGUUGUUCAUCAAGUGACUUCUGGCCACCGAGAGACAGUCCACCUUAUCACCACACACCCAGAAGGAGCGAGGAACAUGCAGGGUGACUGGCCCCAAAGCCUGGAGCAGGCGCACCCACUUUUACUUAAGCAAACAUUUACAUAGUCAUCUAAGAAGUCACGUAGUUAGCCAUCAUGCUUAUUUGUCAUAAUUAUUUAAUAAUAUCCAGAUACUUAGAAUACACUGGGAUCUUUUUCUUUUCAAUGCUCUGAACACAAGUGUGUUUUAGUUGAUGGUGCAAGGUCAAGUGAAGCUCAAAAACGAAACAUAGACCAUACACGAUGUCUCUGUGUCAGUAUACCAUUCAACAUUCAGUCAUUGAAAGGAAAAGUUUCACAUUGUGGGAAUUUCAUCACUUCCUUGCUGAGAGUUGGAUGGGAUGAGAAGAUCCUCCAAAUUUGAAACCAAAGCCAGAAGCCCUAUUAGCUUAGCUUAGCAUAAUGACUGGAAAGAAGGGGAAACGGUUAGCCUGGCUCUGUCUGAGGAUGGAAAAAUUCACGUAUGAACACAUUCCUGAAAACCUUGUGUGGAUUAAACAUAAAAAGGAGACUGUGUGCACAAUGGCACAUGGAGGAGUGGACAAUCGCACAUGUGAGCGUCCGUUGAUUUCCGCCACAACACAAUGCUCGCUUUUCCCCAACACGGAGGAAACUGCCUUUAAAUAUCCGAGACACGCCUCUCACUCGCUCAUUGAGGCAGGACAUGAUGGUGAGAACGUGGGGAACUGCCCCUUCUGCCAAAGGCUCUUCAUGGUUCUGUGGCUGAAAGGAGUGAAGUUUACAGUGACCACUGUUGACAUGAGGAAGAAGCCAGAAGAGCUUAAGGACCUGGCCCCGGGGACGAACCCUCCCUUCCUCCUCUACAACGGCACCCUCAAAACAGACUUCAUCAAGAUCGAGGAGUUUCUUGAACAAACACUGGCCCCUCCCAGGUAUCCUCAUCUCAGCCCGCUGAACAAAGAGUCCUUUGACGUGGGCGCUGACAUUUUUGCAAAGUUCUCAGCUUUCAUCAAGAACAGCCAAGGUAACGCAGUCCACGAAAAGAAUCUGAUGCGGGAGUUUAAACGCCUGGACAAUUACCUGAUCUCCCCCCUCCCUGAGGAAAUUGACCACAACUCAAGAGAAACCAUGACCAUCUCCAAGAGGCAGUUCCUGGAUGGUGACCGCCUCACCUUAGCUGACUGCAACCUGCUGCCCAAACUGCACGUUAUCAGGGUUGCUGCCAAGAAGUACUGCGACUUUGACAUUCCUGCCCAGUUCACAGGUGUGUGGCGAUACCUUCAAAAUGCCAACGAGAGAGAGGAGUUCAAACAGACUUGUCCGGCCGACAUCGAAAUUGAAAAGGCUUACUUCACCGUGGCCAACCAGAGGAAAUGAACUUUUCAUUUUCUGUAAUUCAUGUCCUGUUUUUUCCCACCAAGUGAAACCAUGCUUGAUGAUCUGUAGAGGGCGCUACAACUUCCAAGAAUAAACCGUGGCAAUGAAUCAGACACGUUUCCACCUUGAAAAGCUUGCCUUUUUGUUGUAGUAAGACAUGGAGACAUGCUGAAGCAAAAUGUUUUAUUGGUUGUAUGUAUUGAAUAUUCAUCCAUAUUCGCUCACAGAUAAUUGGUAUUUUUAUGCCACAUUGAAAAGGCCAAAUGUGCAAUUGACUGUUUAUGUAAUAUAGCAGGAUUUUUUUGUUUAUAGUGUAAAUAUAAAUAUUUUCAAUGCUUUUAAAGAUCAGAACACCCUUAUUGAAAUAUAUAUGAUUGUGCGAGGUUGAGCAGGAUGUUCACAAACAGUUCAUAUUUAUGUAAAACAUGAAAUACACUUCUGUAUUGUACUCUGCACAAUUACAGAUUGGUAUGAUCGAAUUGUAUUUGAAUUGUCUCACUGUCAUAAUGAUUAAAAAACACAGUUUCCUAAUCA
This is a messenger RNA of Scophthalmus maximus (turbot), 2248 nucleotides long. RefSeq names its product chloride intracellular channel 2 (gene clic2). The record is from RefSeq and is a predicted model, not a curated record. The coding region runs from base 779 to 1714 and encodes 311 amino acids. NCBI's taxonomy places the organism in Eukaryota, Metazoa, Chordata, Actinopteri, Pleuronectiformes, Scophthalmidae. Gene Ontology annotation, molecular function: chloride channel activity. Gene Ontology annotation, biological process: chloride transmembrane transport; negative regulation of ryanodine-sensitive calcium-release channel activity. The transcript is spliced from 7 exons.